AUGACGGCACGCAAUGCGACCCCGCAGGCACAGCAGGCGCUGUUUGAGGUGUCCAUGCUCGCUCAGAUCGUAGACGACGUAAUCUAUAGCAAGACUUGCAACCGUCUCGAAUUGCAUGCUCGGUCCAGCUGGUCGGAGACCCUGGACGAACAGAUUUGGCUGUCUUUGACGGAUGCCCGAUCUCGUGCUGAUCGACUCUGCUUCGGGCAGAGAGCGCUCGCGGGAGAGAAGCCAAGCGAUUGGACAAUGACGCUCCUGCGACCCAACAUACAGCAGGCCGAUGCUUCCUUCCAAGCCGACCUCUCUUCGCGCGAACUGCUGCCUUGCCGCUUGCAAGGCGAGCCAGAACAAGCCGGCGCCGCACUGGGCUUCGGGCCUGGCCACACCCUUCGAAAGUCAGGCCGCUGCUUUGAGCUCUUCGGCAUACUCGUGCGCGUGUUUCAGCUCCACGACGCCGAUGACAAGCUGCUGUCGCCUUCAGGAACGUAUCUCAUCGAAGCAGUCGGACAAGGCACACGACAGCAAGGACAGCAGAAAUCUUUACUCGAAGUCAGCGCACGCUUGCGCGAAGUACGAGACUUGCUGCAGGGCUUGGUCGACUUGCGAAGAGUGGACUGA
This is a messenger RNA of Mixia osmundae IAM 14324, 618 nucleotides long. RefSeq lists its product as uncharacterized. Lineage: Eukaryota; Fungi; Basidiomycota; Mixiomycetes; Mixiales; Mixiaceae. The record is from RefSeq and is a predicted model, not a curated record. The transcript has 2 exons. Bases 1 to 618 code for a protein of 205 amino acids.